CUAGCCUACCUGGUUCAAUAAAGGUGAAAUAAAAAAACAAACCUGUUUCCUCCACUUCAUCUACAUAAGGGAUCAUAGCUUUCACCUGGAUUCACCUGAGUUUGUGGAAAGGGCUUGGUUUUGUACAGACAGUGUAUAUUUCACAUACAUUCCAUCAUAUACACUGUUUUUUUUAUUAAAGCAAUAAGGCUUUAACCUAUAGAUUUAUUGUGAUUUAACAGUUGUUUCUAAAACAUAUAUAAUUAGGAUGCGUGUCUGUCUAUCCUGUCUGUUAGGUCCAUAGAAUAAAGAGUGUAUGGUCCCAUCUCUAGGUUAACCCACAGCGUAUCCGCCAUUGGUUAGGUCGUCCCAUCUCUAGGUUAACCCACAGCGUAUCCGCCAUUGGUUAGGUCGUCCCAUCUCUAGGUUAACCCACAGCGUAUCCGCCAUUGGUUAGGUCGUCCCAUCUCUAGGUUAACCCACAGCGUAUCCGCCAUUGGUUAGGUCGUCCCAUCUCUAGGUUAACCCACAGCGUAUCCGCCAUUGGUUAGGUCGUCCCAUCUCUAGGUUAACCCACAGCGUAUCCGCCAUUGUAACGGCUGUAACUGAAGUUUGUCUAGUUUUCUGGCUGUGUUCUCUCUUGUGGGAGCGGAUGGUUGGUAGGAUGAGAUUCGUUCUAGUUCUGUCUCUCUCUGUCUCUCUGUCUCUCUGUCUCUCUGUCUCUCUCUCAGCCUCAGACAACAGUCAGCGGUUUCAGGAGACGUGUUAUGCCUUUGCGUUGACGCCUCAGCAGGUCCAGCAGAUCAGCAGCUCCAUGGACAUCUCUGGGACCAAGUGUGACUUUGCAGUCCAGGUUCAGUUAAGGUUUUGUUUGUCAGAGACGAGCUGCGCCCAGGAGGAUCAUUUCCCCUCCAACCUGUGUGUGAAAGUCAACAGCAAACCCUGCAACCUCCCGAGCUACCUUCCUCCAACCAAAAACGGUGUGGAACCCAAACGGCCGAGUCGCCCCAUCAACAUCACGUCACUGGUCAGACUGUCCACCACAGUACCAAACACUAUCGUGGUGUCAUGGACCGCCGAGAUAGGCAGGGUAAGGAAUCUUAUCGUGGUGUCAUGGACCGCCGAGAUAGGCAGGAGUUUCUCCAUGGCAGUGUACCUGGCGAGACAGCAGACGUCCACAACCCUGCUACAGAGGCUACGAGCUAAAGGCAUCCGCAACCCAGACCACUCCAGAGCUCUCAUCAAAGAGAAGUUAACGGCAGACCCUGACAGUGAGAUUGCGACCACCAGUCUACGAGUCUCUCUACUCUGUCCGCUGGGGAAGAUGCGCCUGAUGAUCCCGUGCAGAGCGUUGACGUGUUCUCACCUCCAGUGUUUCGACGCUACGCUUUACCUCCAGAUGAAUGAGAAGAAGCCCACCUGGGUGUGUCCUGUCUGCGAUCAGAAGGCCCCCUACCAACACCUCAUCAUCGACGGGUUGUUCAUGGAGAUCCUAAACAGCUGUGAGGACUGUGAUGAGAUCCAGUUUAAAGAGGACGGCAACUGGUAUCCCAUGAGAUUAAAGAAGGAGAUCACAGAGGUAUCCGCUUCAUUCAACGGCGAUGAUGAGUCGUGUCGGACAGUAGAAUCGGAGCCCCACAGGAACGGCUCAUCCCACGGCAGUACCAAUAAGGUGGUGGUGAUUGAUCUGACUCUGGACAGCUCGUCAGACGACGAUCUGGACGAUGAGCCUCCUCUCAAGAGAUCCUGUCCCUCCUCCUUGUCCCCCGCCUCACCGCCUAUCAGCAAAGGCGUGUUGAACCUCCACAGCCAGGUAUCUCCGGUGGCCAGAGCUCCCAGCAUGCCUCCCGUUGAGACCAGCUAUAUCCCACCUCCUCCUCCCCUCAUACAGGACUACAGCCACUACUACCACACCCCCAACGACCUGGACCUCAACUUCUUCUCAUUCCUCCAGGGAGACAACCAUCAGCAUUACAACAUGGUGAUGGCAGCAGCUGCGGCGGCCUCAGCCUCCGAUGACCACGACUUGCUCCUGAACCGCUUCCUGCCUUACAGCUCCUCCCAGAUGUUCCUGGACCAACCGGGGACACCCGUGGGUGGGAGCAGCAGCGCCCUGGCAGCAGCCAACGGGGGCAGUAACAGCGGUAGCAGCUCCAGUCUGGUGUCGUCAAGUAGUUUGAGGAGGGAUCGGGAUAGAGAAAGGGACAGCAGGUCGAACGCAGCGGCGGCAGUGAUAUAUGGUUCGAUACCAGACGUGAUCUCACUAGACUGAAAGGGAGAGGAGGAGAUCUAUCCCUACAGAACUGUGGGGGGGAGGAACAAAAACAACUGGUGGGAGAAAAUAGAAACCGGAGUUUGUUUUGUAAAUAGAAAACUAAAGGGAAAGAAACAGUGCUAUGUACAGAGAGGAAAAAUAUCUAUUUUAAAUGUUACUGUAAACAGAAUCCUGAUGAUAAUGGGUAACUUCAAUGGAUUUUUUUUUUUUUUCUGUGGAUACUGGAGCUUUUUAAAACGGCCUCUUCAUGUUCUCCCCCAUUUUGAUUAUAUUACCUUUUUUUUUUUUUUUGUACUUCGUUUUUACUGUUUCGUUUCAAUAUUUCCCCCGUCAACGGCAUUAUCUGUCUCAAAACCGUGUUUUUACUGCGCUUCGGCGCGAAAUGGAGAAAUCUCUCCCGUUUUUGUUUUUCGUCAUCACUGUAGAUUUAUAUUUUCUUUCAAACAUUCAUACUGUGGUCAAAUAAUAUUGUAUUUAAUAAUUUUCAAGGUAUUAUUUAUGAUGCUUUUAAGUUAUGUUAGAUCAAUGUGUGCUGUUUUUAAAAGCAUUUCUUCUUCUCCCCACACCGCUACGUGUUACUGUUGUCGCUAGGAUUACACAGGCUAGCCUGGGUACCAGUCUGUUUGUGCCAUCAUUCCACUCCUCGUCAUGACCAAACAAUAAGUGGGUGAGGAGUGGAAUGAUGGCACAAACUGACUGGCACCCAGGCUAUAAACGGGCUGGUUAUAGAUCCACUGCUACUGUGGUUGAGGAGUGGAAUGAUGGCACAAACUGACUGGCACCCAGGCUAUAAACGGGCUGGUUAUAGAUCCACUGCUACUGUGGUUGAGGAGUGGAAUGAUGGCACAAACAGACUGGCACCCAGGCUAUAAACGGGCUGGUUAUAGAUCCACUGCUACUGUGGUUGAGGAGUGGAAUGAUGGCACAAACAGACUGGCACCCAGGCUAUAAACGGGCUGGUUAUAGAUCCACUGCUACUGUGAUUCCGCUGGUUUGUGCUCCUCUCUCAUCUCUAUUUAGCUGAGGAAACCUUAUUUUUCCUGCCGAGUACAUCCUUUAGUUGUUUUUAGAAGUAAGAAAUACCAUGCUGUAUUUUCUGGUAAAAUAGUGUUUAAAUAGCUUGACAUGUGUACAUUUUUUGGGGGGGACAAGGAGGAGAUAAUAUGAUUUAAAUUCAGUUUAUUAUUAUUAUGGUGCCUUUUUAUAUUAAAUGGAAGCACUUACCUUUUUCAUGCA
This is a messenger RNA of Salmo salar (Atlantic salmon), 3490 nucleotides long. NCBI's taxonomy places the organism in Eukaryota, Metazoa, Chordata, Actinopteri, Salmoniformes, Salmonidae. The record is from RefSeq and is a predicted model, not a curated record.